This is a messenger RNA of Marchantia polymorpha subsp. ruderalis, 2525 nucleotides long. The record is from the annotation of a GenBank genome assembly. NCBI's taxonomy places the organism in Eukaryota, Viridiplantae, Streptophyta, Marchantiopsida, Marchantiales, Marchantiaceae.
AUGGACUCUCUUCAUCCAUCAUCAGGUGGAAUUGACACAAAGUGAUCCCUUGCACGAGGGAGGAAUGGUUUAGGUCAUGCACACUCCACAUUUGGACCUCCGUGUGCUCGUCUCUCCCAAGUUUAGAUCCCUCAUUGGCCUCUCACCGUUGGCUUUUGUGUGGAGUGAUGAUCACUCCGCACAAUCGAGCCAGCCACUACCAUCAAAUUGGAUGGAUUGCCAGGUCGUCAUUCUCGCUGAUUUUUAACAAAUGGGAUCAUGUUCAGCAAGGACAACAAAUGCGCGUUAGUGUUCUAGGGUUAUCACACAUCAGGGCCUAUUAAUGAAUCUGUCGAGAAUGAGAAGGACAGGAAAGGCAUUUGUCACUCACUGGUUAGUGGUGAUUCGUGUUCCAGUGGUGGUCAACAGAUUGGUCAAGUCCGAAGCGGAUUAAUCAGCUCAAGGUUCGGGAUGGGCAUUUUGGCUAAAUGAUCGGAGAUGAAUGUUGCUGUGCGUCGUCUGACCACGACGACCGCAAGCCUGAAGAAUAGGCGUCGAGUACUCAGUGCAGUGCCUGUCUGGCACCGGGCAGGGAUUUGACUUGGACAGUGUGGCAUCAGCUCGUCUACUUACAGCGACGGGUGUUUUGUAGUAAAGAACAAUGGUUGAGCUGAACGGGGACGGUGAAUACUUCCAGUGAGGGAAAAGAGGAUUGUCCAAUCCUGUCCAGUAGGCAGCGCUUGCAGAACCAGACUCUAGUUCCCGGUGCAGAAGGUUGUGACUGCAUCUCGUCGUCGGCUGCUUUGAUUAGCUGUACAUUAUAAUGUAGACCAGUACUGGCAACGAAAGGAGAGACGGCGAUCUCUGAACUUUCAUGGAUGCUUGCGAAUUGAAUGGGCACCCUUGAGAUUUGUGGGAUCCGGCCCGAGUUUAAACUUCGGGCUUCAAGCUUCGGCUCCACCGGAGAAAUCCCUUCUCCUAUUCAUUCACGCCCGUUUGUCGCCUCAGGGAGAUUCGACAUGUCUGGUGUCAGUAGCUUGAGAUUUCUCGGAGCUUCAGCGGUGAGGAACAGGGCCCCUCAUACUGACAGGCUUGACGUCCUCUGGGGUAACUGCUUGUCAAAGAGUCCGUCUGGAAGACCGGGCUUUACAUGUGGUGGCAGUGGAUCUUCUUUAGAAGCUGUCGGAAUGUCUGGAGGCUGUAAGUCUUCAAGUUUUUCCGCAAAUGCAAGCAGCCGGCGGUUUCUCUAUUCGACUGCUUCUUUCCUGGGUAGCAUCAAUUACAAUAAGGUCCCCUGCUGCAGGUUUUCUGCAUUCAAUUGUACGAAGUAUCUUCGAGGACGUUAUGGCUGUAACUUCUCCAAUAUAGUCAGAAUACAGAAAAUGACUGCUAGUGCUGACUUUGAAUUGAGGAAAAGACCAGUGACACCAAAGGAGAAAAUCAACGUAAAAGCUGUCAACAAGAGUUCUGUAGUAUCCGCAAGUCUCAUACAUCCUCCGAGUCCUACUACUGACUCCAGGAUCAUUCACUCAACGGCCAUUGUGCAUCCAGAUGCAAUUAUUGGCGAGGGAGUGGAGAUUGGUGCGUUUUGUACUGUUGGACAGAAGGUGAAGCUGGGGAAUGGUUGCACUCUACACACUGGAAGCCAUAUCUUCGGCAAUACACAGCUGGGGGAAAACUGUGUUCUUCUGACUGGCGCAGUGGUUGGUGCAGAUAUACCGGGAAAAACUAUUAUUGGUGACCACAAUUUGAUUGGUUAUCAUGCUGUGGUCGGGGUGAAGUGUCAAGACAUGAAGUACAAGGAAGGUGAUGAAUGCCAUUUGUACAUUGGAAACAACAACGACAUCCGAGAGUUUGCCAGCAUUCACCGAUCUUCCAAACCAGACGAUAAUACUAUACUCGGUAAUGAUAAUCUCAUUAUGGGGUCUUGUCACAUCGCUCAUGACUGCAAGGUUGGAAAUCGUAAUAUUCUUGCAAAUGGCACACUUCUAGGUGGUCAUGUUGUGCUCGAGGACUUAGUGCACACUGGUGGGGCCGUGGCAGUCCAUCAGUUCUGUCACAUCGGAUCCUAUUCCUUUCUCGCUGGAGGUUCAAUGGUGGAUCGAGACAUUCCUAUGUUCAUGAUGGUUGCUGGGGAUAGAGCUGAGUUGCGAGGCUUGAACUUGGAAGGCAUGCGAAGAUGCGGCUUUUCUGACCUCGAGGUUCGGAGCAUCCGAAAAGCGUAUCAAAAAUUGUUUAUGAGCAGUGAUGAUUCUGGUGGCGUGGAGGACAGGCUGUCUGAGCUAGAACAAACGGACGAGUUUUUGGCAGUUCCAGCCGUGGGCAUGAUGUUGCAGUCCGUGCGAAAUUGUUUUGGAGAGACGCGUAGAGGAAUCUGUAGGUUCAGGCAUUGGAGUAGUGUUUGAUUGGUGCUGGUUGUGUCAUCUCGAGCUUAAGUGGUCAGACCAUGUGGCUCUGGGUUGUAAAAUUUGCUCAUAUUACAAAAUAUCUACGCUUAUUCUACCGAUAAGCACUUGCUUUCGUCUCCUCUCCUCACUUCUGCCGAA